AUGCUGAGGGGCGGCGACAAAAGUUAUACAUGCAUCUGCGAUGCCGCUGUGAUAGCUCGUCUCUGCUGCGAAGGAGGACUGGGUCGAGACUUGGGAAGCGACUGUGCGGGGUCAAGACACGAGUACGCCCGUGGCGUCUCUGGCCUUUGGGAGGUGGUCUUCUGCUUGCGGAACAAACACUUCCCGAUGGACCUCUGCACUUUUACCGACCUUGAUCGACUUGGGAUACUGGCUGCACAGAGACUGUAG
Alternaria burnsii is the source of this 249-nucleotide messenger RNA. RefSeq lists its product as uncharacterized. The coding region runs from base 1 to 249 and encodes 82 amino acids. NCBI's taxonomy places the organism in Eukaryota, Fungi, Ascomycota, Dothideomycetes, Pleosporales, Pleosporaceae. The transcript has a single exon. The record is from RefSeq and is a predicted model, not a curated record.